Molecule: messenger RNA, 915 nt
Organism: Cygnus atratus (black swan)
Lineage: Eukaryota; Metazoa; Chordata; Aves; Anseriformes; Anatidae
Gene: RPS14
Product: ribosomal protein S14
Exons: 5
Coding region: 421-876 (151 amino acids)
Biological process (GO): ribosomal small subunit assembly; maturation of SSU-rRNA from tricistronic rRNA transcript (SSU-rRNA, 5.8S rRNA, LSU-rRNA); translation
Cellular component (GO): ribosome; cytosolic small ribosomal subunit
Molecular function (GO): structural constituent of ribosome; small ribosomal subunit rRNA binding; mRNA 5'-UTR binding
Source: RefSeq, a predicted model, not a curated record
GGUCCCGGUUGAAGCGGGCGCCGCCAUGUUGGGGAGGGGUGUGAGGAGCGGCGAGCGCCGCCAUCUUGAGGAGGGCAGCUCCGGUUGAGGCGGGCGCCGCCAUCUUGAGGAGGGCAGCCCCGGUUGAGGCGGGCGCCGCCAUCUUGAGGAGGGCAGCCCCGGUUGAGGCGGGCGCCGCCAUUUUACGGAGGCCGGCCCGGCUGCGCUCCCUAGCGCUGUUCACGGCUGUCCCCGGGGCGGCGGGGCGCCGCGCCGUGCAGAGCCGAGCACCCCCUGCCCCUGCGAUCCGCGAACCCGCCGCCGUGUGCGGGCGGAAGCCGGCCUCCCGCCGCCAUCCCUUCCGGGUGAGCGCGGCCACCUCCGCCCCCUGCGCCCUGCCACUUCCUUUCCAGCGGCGGCCGCCGGAGCAGACGGGCGGAAAUGGCACCCCGAAAGGGCAAGGAGAAGAAGGAAGAACAGGUCAUCAGCUUGGGACCUCAGGUCGCUGAAGGAGAAAACGUGUUUGGCGUCUGCCAUAUCUUUGCUUCCUUCAAUGACACUUUUGUCCAUGUUACUGAUCUCUCUGGCAAGGAAACCAUCUGCCGUGUGACUGGUGGCAUGAAGGUGAAGGCUGACAGAGACGAGUCUUCUCCCUACGCAGCUAUGCUGGCAGCUCAGGAUGUCGCCCAGAGGUGCAAGGAGCUGGGCAUCACUGCCCUGCACAUUAAGCUGCGGGCAACUGGUGGAAAUAGGACCAAGACUCCCGGUCCUGGUGCUCAGUCAGCCCUGAGAGCUCUGGCCCGAUCCGGAAUGAAGAUCGGCCGCAUCGAGGAUGUCACUCCCAUCCCCUCUGACAGUACUCGCAGAAAGGGUGGUCGCCGUGGACGUCGUCUGUAAACAAUGCUGCACCUUUCAUUAUUAAAGCUCUCUUACAAA